AUGAGCGGAAUGGGCGUCUCCAAAUGGCGGACACUGCCUCCGAAGCAUCGAGCUGAGUUUGCCUUUGCUCAGCUCGAGAACGAGAGAUCUCUGACAUCUCUUCGUGACGAGCUAAGGGUAGAUCGUGGGAUUGUUGAUCGGUCUCGGGAUGAGAUAGCUGCUCUUCAGACCCUUGUUGAUGCCCACCAUCGGGAGCACAAGGCUCUCUGCGAGAUGCUUGAGCGCAAGGGCGUUCUUCAUCGGAAGAAGCAGCGUACUGAUGGUACGGCUUAA
Messenger RNA from Peronospora matthiolae, 273 nucleotides. NCBI's taxonomy places the organism in Eukaryota, Oomycota, Peronosporomycetes, Peronosporales, Peronosporaceae. The record is from the annotation of a GenBank genome assembly.